CUGCAAUACGUCAAGGAUCUCAUGGUCAGAAUAUCUCGAGAGAGGGAGCAUAGUCAAAGCACGCAUCGUCGCUUGGCGAAGCUAGUGAAAAGGAGCUGGGUGGAGAUACCCGCGGGAGGAGAGAAACAUUAUAUGAAACCACGGUGUGGACUUGUGAAGGAGGAUGACGUGUCGAUGUUUGCUCUCUAUUUUCCCUACAUAUCGUGGGGUGCUGGACCUCCCAAAGCUCAGAAUCACGGGAAGAACGAGCACAACGGCCAGGACCAUACAGAGCCAGGUUCUGACUCCCAUACCGAACAGCAGGACCCUAAAUCGCAGAUUACCUCGGAGCGGCGUUCGAAGGCAACAUCGCAAACCAGUCCGCAGCCUGACGGAAAAGUCAGCUGGCCGGAGUCGAAGCAGGACACGCGGAAAAUUGUCCACGAAGCUCUUACCCUAGAUCAGUAUUAUUACGACUCGAUCAAAGAUACAUAUAUAAGGGACCAGGACCAGGCUCUUUCGCGAUUAUUUAAGACUUACAAGGAAAAGAGAGCCAUACAGAGCACACAACCACCCGAGGAGCAAAGGUCACACCAUAAUCACGAGCCGGUCGGCGAGACCUUGACAACGGACUGUCAGGACUUCUUUGAGUCACUCUCUAGGAGAUGGAAGGAGCGAAGGGACAAACAAACACCACAUAGGCAGGAACGGAACGAUCAGGACCGGUCGUACGCGUUACAGAAAGACGAAGCAGAAAGCUUUCAAAUCCUCAAGGUCAACCAGCUAUGGCUAUGGAUCCUGCACGACGACACCAUUAUCACCAGCGUGACACAGGAAGUCGAAGAUGGCGAGAAAACCUUCUUGGAACGAGUUCUCGACAAGCUGAAUCAGGCCGAUUUCGACGUUCCCGAAGAAAAGAAAGAGCAAGGCUCAAGCUUGCCGGCAUAUCAGAUCCGAAUUGUGCAAGGGAUAUUGGAUACCGCCCGGGACAUGUUCGAUGCCCGGGACGUUCUGAUCGAUCCGCCCCUCAAGGAAAAGAUCGCGCCUCUGGAUGUGUACCGCAGGGCAAUUCAAAAGAUGCGCGAUAAAGAGAUCGAGCUGUUCGCUGGCUUCCGGGGCGCCCUCAACCUCAAGGCAAGGAAGGGAGAGUCGCAAGCAAGACAAACAUCACAGCAGAAUGGAGUAUCCUCUCAAAGGGGCCCAGAACCUCAGAAGUUUUGGGAGACCAAAUCGACAUCCGAGAAUCCCUACGAGAGGAUCGACGAUGAAACUAACGUCCUUCAUGAGAUCAAGGACAUUCUCGACGAGCUGAACAUUCUCAAAUCUCUGGCGCAUGAUCAAGACAACGUUGCGAGUCAGUUGGGUAAAAUCGGGUCUCAGGCUAAAUCGAAAUUCGCUCUAUCGGAAGUCAGUAACGAUAUCCAAGGCAUGGUGCGAGACGCCAUAAGCAUCCAGACCGACAUCAACACAUUGCUUGAUUUGAAACAGAAGAAGGCGGGCAUCGUCGAGGCCCAGGCCACGCGAAGCCAGAGUGACACUGUCAUGAGCUUCACCGUGGUGACGAUCAUCUUUCUACCGGCCUCCUUCUUGACCAGUCUCUUCGCAUUGGAUAUCUCGGACUUCCCACAUGAGAAUGGCAACCUAGUAUAUCAAGGGCGCUGGAUAUUCCCGAUUAUCUUUGGGGUCUCCUUGGUCGUCUCCGCUUUUUUCGUCGCACUUGCGUACAACGCCAAUUGGCUUAAGGUCCUCAUUCUACGAGUCCCUCUUUCACCGCGGUGAGACAAAGGGAGGGAAUCACCAAGAAAACAACGAGAAGCCCCACACAGAACCAGCGACAAUACCAGUAGAGGAGCAAAGUCGCUCUAAAGCCCCCAGGUCUCCGGGCGCUCGUUGGUGGACUGUGCAAGGUAUACUACGUUUCAUGAAACACCCCAAACCAGGGAACGAUGUGGAAGGC
Molecule: messenger RNA, 1936 nt
Organism: Aspergillus fijiensis CBS 313.89
Lineage: Eukaryota; Fungi; Ascomycota; Eurotiomycetes; Eurotiales; Aspergillaceae
Exons: 8
Coding region: 22-1758 (578 amino acids)
Biological process (GO): metal ion transport; transmembrane transport
Cellular component (GO): membrane
Molecular function (GO): metal ion transmembrane transporter activity
Source: RefSeq, a predicted model, not a curated record